GUGCGUAAAAUUAGGUUGGAAGCAUGAGCUCGAAUGGGUACGGCAUCAGCGGGCACAAGAACGCGUUCUCGUCGACCGUCAAGGUUGGCAACUACGUCGAGGACCAGUUUGGCGCGCAGCUCGCGAAAGGCAGCGUCGAGUGGCCGCAGCUCGGGCGGUCCGAGGUCCAAGACCACUUCUCCGACCCGCGCCUGAAGCCGCCGCCCGAAGACAAGCGCGGAGUGCACCACGAGACCGAAGCAUACGUGGCGCAGUCGGGGCUCUCAUACAGCCUUCUCUUUCCCCACGGCCCGUCGGGCAAGGAAGGCGACAGCAAAGAUUGGUGCACGACCAACCAGCUCCUCCACGGCUCGAACCGGAUUCCAACCCGCAAGGUCUUUGAGAACGGGUCCGAGAUUGGGCCCCACAGCAUCGACACGCGCUCCAAGCACGAAAAGUCCAUCGCGCUCCAGAAGAAGCUCGCGCGGGAGAAGCGCAUGGAAACGGCGUACGUCUCGUCGGCCCACGCGAGCUCGGCCCUCGUUCGAAAGAAGUAGCAGAUCUUCAUUUACGGUAUAUAUAUCCAAUUGGCUUGCAUUCGUCAA
This is a messenger RNA of Saprolegnia parasitica CBS 223.65, 584 nucleotides long. RefSeq lists its product as hypothetical. The record is from RefSeq and is a predicted model, not a curated record. The transcript has a single exon. Lineage: Eukaryota; Oomycota; Saprolegniomycetes; Saprolegniales; Saprolegniaceae. Bases 24 to 536 code for a protein of 170 amino acids.